Molecule: messenger RNA, 1092 nt
Organism: Neltuma alba
Lineage: Eukaryota; Viridiplantae; Streptophyta; Magnoliopsida; Fabales; Fabaceae
Product: probable protein phosphatase 2C 48
Exons: 4
Coding region: 1-1092 (363 amino acids)
Biological process (GO): protein dephosphorylation
Molecular function (GO): protein serine/threonine phosphatase activity; cation binding
Source: RefSeq, a predicted model, not a curated record
AUGGGAACAGCAAGAAUCAGGCGAAUUGUGACACCGUGUUGGAGGCCAUCAUCGCGUAAUGAGACAGAGAAUAAUUCUAGUAAGAAUGGGGAUUCCAAUGGUCGUGUGGACGGGUUGAUGUGGUACAAGGAUUGUGGGAGACAUGUGAAUGGAGAAUUCUCCAUGGCUGUUGUUCAGGCGAACAAUUUGUUGGAAGAUCAAAGCCAGCUUGAAUCUGGUUCUAUGAGUUUUUUUGAAGAUGAUGGCCCUCAAGGCACUUUUGUUGGCAUUUAUGAUGGCCAUGGAGGUCCUGAAGCUGCUCGCUUUGUCAAUGACCACCUCUUCAACAACAUCAAAAGAUUUACUUCAGAGCAUCAUGGGAUGUCAGAAGAGGUGAUAAAGAAAGCAUUUUUGGAAACAGAAGAGGAGUUUCUAAGCGUAGUGCAGGAGCAGUGGGUGAAGAAGCCACUGUUAGCAUCAGUUGGAAGUUGUUGUUUGGUAGGCAUAAUCUGCAACGGCAUGUUGUACGUAGCUAAUGCUGGAGACUCUCGUGCUGUGUUAGGGCGACUCCAUAAUAAGGCUCACAAAGAGAUCAAAGCCAUUCAGUUGUCUUCUGAGCACAACGCCAGCAUGGAAUCUGUGAGACAUGAGCUACGUUCCUCUCACCCUCAUGAUCCUCACAUCGUCAUCCUCAAGCACAGGGUCUGGCGUGUCAAAGGCAUCAUUCAGGUUUCGAGAUCCAUAGGAGAUGCAUACCUGAAGAGGGCAGAGUUUAACAAAGAACCACUUCUGGCGAAAUUUAGGGUAUCAGAGCCCUUUGAGAAGCCGAUCCUGAAAGCAGAACCAACGAUAAGUGUGCAAAAACACCACCCAGAUGAUCAGUUCAUUAUAUUUGCGUCAGAUGGCUUGUGGGAGCACUUGACCAAUCAAGAAGCUGUUGAAAUCGUGUACAACUAUCCCCGCAAUGGAAUAGCUCGGAGGCUGGUGAAAGCGGCGCUGUGUGAGGCGGCGAAGAAGAGAGAGAUGAGAUACUCAGACUUGAAGAAGAUAGAGAGAGGAGUAAGAAGGCAUUUCCAUGACGACAUAACUGUCAUUGUUUUGUAUUUGGAUUAA